This is a messenger RNA of Soboliphyme baturini, 537 nucleotides long. NCBI's taxonomy places the organism in Eukaryota, Metazoa, Nematoda, Enoplea, Dioctophymatida, Soboliphymatidae. The record is from the annotation of a GenBank genome assembly.
AUGCUGGAGAGCCUCCAGGUACCACUGAAGGAGGACGAGAAAAUCUGGCAUAUAAUGUUGGGAUUGGCCAAAGCUGACCAAGCAGCGGCUGUGGUCACUGGGAACCCUUGCAAGUUCGCAUGCGUACUGCUUAUCCUGCAGGUGCUAGAGGACUGUGACGAUCAUUGGACUCCGGUUGCGAGAACAGAGCCCAUAAAGACAAAACCCGCAUGCGAGGUCAUCUUCCUGAGACGAGCUCAGAAUGUACCCGGAUGCCAUGACCGGCUGGACCGCAGGGAGUGGACUCAACCAGACGAACGGGAAAAUCAACGACAAGAUGUAAGAGAGAUGAUCCAACCGCGCAAAACGAAAAUAGAAGCCCGGAUGAUGACGUUUGUAGUUGGGCUGGGCCAGAUCAUUGCCAUUAUUGACUCUGAGUCUACCGUAAGUGCAAUUAGGCGGGGCUUCGUUGAAAAACGAUACAAAAAAUGGUGGCAUUGGGUGGACUACGAUGUGCAGAUAACAGAGUCGUUAUAUCCGCCUAUGGAGACGAGCUGA